Suncus etruscus (white-toothed pygmy shrew) is the source of this 1396-nucleotide messenger RNA. RefSeq names its product syntaxin 4 (gene STX4). Gene Ontology annotation, cellular component: plasma membrane; endomembrane system; SNARE complex. Lineage: Eukaryota; Metazoa; Chordata; Mammalia; Eulipotyphla; Soricidae. Bases 257 to 1147 code for a protein of 296 amino acids. Gene Ontology annotation, biological process: vesicle fusion; exocytosis; intracellular protein transport. The transcript is spliced from 11 exons. The record is from RefSeq and is a predicted model, not a curated record. Gene Ontology annotation, molecular function: SNARE binding; SNAP receptor activity.
AAGCAAAGGGAAUUGCAACUUGUGGAACCUUGGGGUCCCCUAAAGCCGCUGCAAGCCUUUCUUUCCCUCGAUUGUGGAUGGUGCUUGGGAAUAUAACCUCUGAAACUUGUGAUCCGGGCUGAUAGGAGUCAGCAGAGCGAGGGCCGAGGGAAGGAAGUGUCAGGCUCUAAGUAGGGUACAGGGUCCCCAAGUUAGCAUCUAGAGGCCCUCCAGGCUCGGGGACCGAGGAGAAGGAGAAGGAGCGGGAGCCGCCGCCAUGCGUGACAGGACCUCUGAGCUGAGGCAGGGACUUGACAGCUCGGACGAUGAGGACACGGAGCGCGUGGCGCUGGUGCUCAACUCGGGCACUGCGGGGCUGGGGAACCCAGACGAUGUGUUCUUCCAGAAGGUCCGGGCAAUCCGGCAGACUAUCAUCAAGCUGGAGAAUAAAGUCCAGGAGUUGGAGAAGCAGCAGAUAACCAUCAUGGCCACACCCCUUCCCGAGGAGAGUAUGAAACAGGACCUGCAAAAUCUGCGCGAAGAAAUCAAACAGCUGGGGAAUGAGGUUCGCACACAGCUGAAGGCCAUUGAGCCACCGAAGGAAGAAGCUGAUGAGAACUAUAACUCAAUAAACACAAGAAUGAGAAAAACCCAACACGGGAUCCUGUCCCAGCAAUUUGUGGAGCUCAUCAACAAGUGCAAUGCGCUGCAGUCUGAAUACCGAGAGAAGAAUGUGGAGCGCAUCCGGAGGCAGCUGAAAAUUACCAAUGCUGGAAUGGUGUCUGAAGAGGAACUAGAGCAGAUGCUGGACAGUGGACAGAGCGAGGUGUUUGUGUCCAAUAUCCUGAAGGACACGCAGGUCACUCGGCAGGCCCUAAAUGAGAUCUCGGCCCGGCACAGUGAGAUCCAGCAGUUGGAGCGCAGUAUCCGGGAACUCCACGAGAUCUUCACUUUUCUAGCUACUGAGGUGGAAAUGCAGGGGGAGAUGAUCAACCGGAUUGAGAAGAACAUCCUGAGCUCACAGGACUAUGUGGAACGUGGGCAGGAACAUGUCAAGACAGCCCUGGAGAACCAGCAGAAAGCACGGAAGAAGAAACUGUUGAUUGCCAUCUGUCUGUCCAUCACUGUCCUCAUUCUGGUGGUCGUCAUUGCUGUCUCAUUGACCUGAGAGCGUCACUCAUUCUUGGCACUGAGAACUCCAGAGACCCAGGGUCUGCCUUCUCUCCCACAGCUGGGGAGGGUAGGACAAAGCCUCCAGCCAGCACCCCCGUCUCACAGUGGUCCUGUGCAGAGGGGCAGCAAUGCACUCAUGGGGGCCUCCCUGCUUGGAUCACAAUGCCUAGGGAAGUGCCUGCAAUGUCCUGUUUGGCUGGGACAUGUGGUUUUGUAAGAAAUUAAAGAAAAAGAGCUUGGAUAC